Molecule: messenger RNA, 1692 nt
Organism: Micropterus dolomieu (smallmouth bass)
Lineage: Eukaryota; Metazoa; Chordata; Actinopteri; Centrarchiformes; Centrarchidae
Gene: cpne7
Product: copine VII
Exons: 15
Coding region: 1-1692 (563 amino acids)
Biological process (GO): cellular response to calcium ion
Cellular component (GO): plasma membrane
Molecular function (GO): calcium-dependent phospholipid binding
Source: RefSeq, a predicted model, not a curated record
AUGAAUGAUGUUCAGGAGGCCACCUCCCCUGCGACCAGCCUCAGCGGUCCAGCUACCUGUGUCUCCAAAGUAGAACUACGUGUGUCUUGUAAGUCUCUGCUGGACCGAGACACGCUGAAUAAGUCGGACCCCUGUGUCAUACUCAUGGUACAGAACAACGGACAGUGGACAGAGCUGGACAGGACAGAGGUGAUCAAGAGCAACUUGCACCCGGUCUUUGCCAAGGUUUUCUCAUGGGACUACUACUUUGAGGAGGUUCAGAAGCUGCGAUUUGAAGUCUAUGACAUCCAUGGCACUCACAGCAUUGGGACCCGCGAUGAUGACUUCCUGGGUGGGGUGGAGUGCACUCUUGGCCAGAUUGUGGCCCAAAAGAAGAUGGUGAAGCCUUUGUUGCUGAAGUACGGAAAAUAUGCCGGCAAAUCCACCAUCACGGUGCACGCUGAGGAAAUUUCUGGCAACAACGGGUACGUGGAGCUCUCCUUCUGUGCCAAGAAGCUUGAUGAUAAGGAUCUCUUCAGCAAGUCAGACCCAUUUUUGGAAAUAUACCGAAUCAAUGAUGAUGAAACCGAACAGCUGGUCCACAGAACUGAGGUGAUUAAAAACAACCUGAAUCCUGUGUGGGAGCCUUUCAAAGUGUCUCUCAUAUCCCUGUGCAGCUGUGAUGAGGAGCGAAAGCUCAAGUGCCUAGUGUGGGAUUAUGACUCCAGGGGGAAGCACGACUUCAUUGGCGAGUUCUACGCCACUUUCAGGGAAAUGCAGAAAAUUUCCAGUGGAAAUAAGGUGAUGUGGGAUUGUGUGAAUCCCAAGUACAAACAGAAGAAGAGAAACUAUAAAAAUUCAGGAGUUGUCAUCCUCAGUGACCUUAAGCUCCACAGAGUGUACUCCUUCUUAGAUUACAUCAUGGGAGGAUGCCAGAUUCACUUUACGGUUGCCAUUGACUUCACAGCCUCCAAUGGAGACCCCAGGAACAGCUGCUCAUUGCACUACAUCAACCCGUACCAGCCCAACGAGUACCUGAAGGCUCUAAUAGCAGUGGGGGAGAUCUGUCAAGACUAUGAUAGUGACAAAAGAUUUUCAGCUUUGGGGUUUGGUGCCAGAAUCCCUCCAAAUUACGAGGUGUCUCAUGACUUUGCCAUUAAUUUCAACCCAGAGGAUGAUGAAUGUGAAGAGAUCCAAGGAGUGGUUGAGGCGUACCAGAACUGCCUUCCUAAGAUCCAGUUGUAUGGCCCAACCAAUGUUUCUCCCAUCAUUAACAGGAUAGCCAAGCUGGCAGCAGGCGACGGCAACAUUAAAGAUGCCUCUCGAUACCACAUCCUGCUCAUCCUCACGGAUGGUGUGGUGACAGACAUGGCAGACACGCGCGAAGCCAUUGUACGAGCCUCCUACCAGCCUCUCUCCAUAAUCAUAGUUGGUGUGGGCAAUGCAGACUUCACAGACAUGCAGAUUUUAGAUGGAGAUGAUGGAGUCCUACGCUCACCAAAGGGCGAGCCGGUCCUCAGGGACAUUGUGCAGUUUGUGCCCUUCAGAGACUUCAAAACGGCAUCACCUGCAGCCCUGGCCAAAUGUGUUCUGGCAGAGGUGCCCAAGCAAGUAGUAGAGUACUACAGCCAUAAGGCCAUCUCCCCUAUGUGUCCUGUGAGGGAGUCAUCGACGCCUAUCCUUAGCCCAGUCGCCACCACACCAACAGAAUAA